Molecule: messenger RNA, 5143 nt
Organism: Pimephales promelas (fathead minnow)
Lineage: Eukaryota; Metazoa; Chordata; Actinopteri; Cypriniformes; Leuciscidae
Source: RefSeq, a predicted model, not a curated record
GUGAAUGGGAUGGAAGAAGAGUUCUUGUUUUGUAUAUCAGUUUCUGUCUUUUUAUGUAUUUUUGGUUUAAAAUCAAGCAAACAUAGCGAAGAUUCCUUCUGUUACACUAUACAAAACUUUAGGGCGCAAAAGGGAGCGAAUUCAUCCGUGGAAUAAGAUUUUAGUGGUGAAAUGCCCGGCUGUUUGUAGAUAUAUAUUUAAAUAAUUGGUGAGUGUGUGUAAGUGUAUGAAGAUCGGUGUUUGACUGCUGGAGGAGUGAGUACAAGGCUCCACCCCCCACUCUGCCAGUUGGAUGGUGUUCAAGACGGCAGACGUUGGGAAGGCAGCUGUGUUGGGUUUUGGGAAGAAGAGAUCGAUUAUGGAACUACAAAAUUUACAGGAAGCACUCAAAGUGGAAAUCCAGAUCCAUCAGAAACUCGUGAGCCAGAUGAAGCAAGAUCCACAGAAUGCAGAUCUGAAGCUGCAGCUCCGUGACCUGCAGGCCAAGAUCACAGCGCUGAGUGAGCGGCAGAAAAAGGUUGUGGAGCAGUUAAGGAGAGAUUUACUGGUGAAACAGGAAGAUAUGAAGCUGCAGACGCUGCAAGCGGAUGGGCAAACGUCUACCUUGCUCAUCACACAGACGCCUCUGCCUGCUGCCAGCCCCACUACUCCACAGAGCUCGGUGUCUCCUGUCAUUCCUUCAAAGACUCUACCUCUGGUACUGAGAGCUGCCACCCCCUCCUCACCUAUCAUCAUGACACCAGCGCCUACUAUCACCGUGGUGACAACCCUAGGCAACACACUCCUUGCGGGCCCUCCUAGCUCAGAUCCUCAAAAAUCCCCAGUAAACUUCCAGCCGGUCAUCCAACCGACCAAUCAGGGAGCAGAGCCAGUACGAGUCAUAUCCAAUAGCACCAUUGUUGUGCAAGCUGCUUCCCAAACAAUCAAAGUUCCUCAAUUUGUCCCACCAACCAGACAGACAACUCGACCAGCCACUCUACCGCAGGUCAGGCCAAAACCCCCAGCGUCUUUGUCUCCAGCUGCUGGUCAGAUCUCUGUGCAAACCUUGCAGUCACCGGUGUUACUGAGCACUGCCCUCCCUUCCUCUGGUCACGUCCAGCAGAUGCGUAUCCUCAAUGGCCUGCCCUGCCCCAACAGCUCUAACAACACAAGCAUCCUGAUCUCCCCAUCUACACACAUGCCACCGUCAGUGCAGACAUGCACGCAGCAGUUACCUCACAACAGACCGAGCUCUGACAAUACGAUACCCGCAGUAGAAUAUGCGACAGAGCCAAAGACUUCAUUGCUCAUCUCUCCAGACACGCCUACACACACUUCUCCUCCACUGUCCUUACAUACACCAUCUUCACCUGUUUCCACCAACACACACACUCCUUCCUCCAAACAUCAGGAGAGCCCUCUGAAACUGGCCUUCAUGUUGUCUCUGGGACUGGUCACGCGCGACUAUUUAGAAGAGAUUCAGAGCAGGCGUCAGGAGCGCAAGAGACGCACAACAGCAAAUCCAAUAUAUAGCGGAGCCAUGUUUGAACCAGAGCGGAAAAAAAGUUCAGUGUCGUAUCUGAGUUCCAUAAACCAAUCCAGCAGGAAGAGAGCCAAUGAGGACAGCUUGUCAGAGAUUCUGCAGAAGGAAGAUGCCAUUGAGUGGCCAGGGACUCUUGCUAUUGUCCAUUCCUACAUCUCUUAUAAAGCAGCUAAAGAGGGCGAGAAAGAUCGUUUGAAGACAUGGAGCACAGAGCUGCGGCAGGAGAGAGAGACACUAGAAGACCAAGUCGGACAUCUCAGCAACUCUAUAACGAGAUGUAUGGACAGCAAGAACAGCGUACUGGCCCAGCAAAGAGAGAUGGAGGCUUCGCUUGAGAAGAUGAAAGGGCUGGUGCGUCUGAUCAGAGGGAUCCAGUUGUCUCCCUUCAUCUGCCCUGGGGUCAUGGCUAACGGAGAAAUGUCCCACAAUGGAGCUUCCAAAGCCAGCAGCUCCAGUGCGGUCACCACAGACACAAACAACAACACAAAUACCGCAAGAAGCUCCUCAGAAGCUAUGAUUAUAAUUAGCCCCCUCCCAAACACAAGCGAUACCUUAAACCAGAUCGCCACUAAUAAUACCGUCGAGGCUGCAAGCGCAAAGAGCGAUGAGGGCAGUGAGAACGCACAAAUCAUCAGCAUGUCCAGAAUCAGGAGCGAACCCACAAAUACGAACGCCGCAGCUUUCAGCAAUAACAGCAGUAACCAGGCCAAUACCAAUGGAACCAUGCCCAGCGGGGAGGAGAGUACAAAAAAACAUAAAAACAAUAACAACAGCGACCUCAGCGUCAUCCCACAGGGCCUCCUCGGCCCGAUCGUACCCCUUACAGAAGUGACGGAGGGGGUAAAAUAGCAUUGACCACCCCGCAGCAGUUGGGGCCCAAAGCGUGCCAGUUAACAGUGUUGUUGUUUUGUGUUGCUGUUUCAUCUCUUGUAUCUAUGAGGGAAAGAAAAUCCAUAGUGCCAUUUACUACAUGCAGGAAGGAGGUUCCUAAAGUACCAGCAACGUGUAUGCUAACGUAUGCACACCGAAGAGAUUUCUACAAAGAAUAAUGAUAUAGAAAAGAGUAAUAAAAUUUAAAGAUAUCACACCAUUGUGUGCCUGAUACAGUUGCCAUAGCACCUCGGAGUGGGAAAGCUUCUGAAGGCUGGAUCGGGUAAAGGUCUCGUCCUGCUAGAUGAGUAGUGCAGCUUCCUAUCAGGUCCUGUAGCUCUGAUCGAAGACAUAAGAUAUGACGUGUCGAGGAGUUUAGUAUCCGUUUUGUCUGUGAAACGCAGCCACGGUGCAGUUGUUACGUCUAGUUUUCUGUUGUGAAAACAGGUUCUUUAUCACACUGACAGAAAUACAGGUCUUCCAGGUGUUCUGCUGGAGGUUUAACUAUUAUCAUUUGCAUUUGUCUACUUUGUGGUGUUUUUAAAAAGCGAAAACAACAUUUCUGUAAAUAUGUUUUGCUAUUUUUACACACGACCUUAUUUAUAAUUUUCUUCUUUCUUACAAAAAUAUUCCGUAGUUCUGUUCUGCCAAAUAAUCGAUGCCACAGGGAACUAUUCUUUUAUGUUACUCUGAACAUUAAAUAGAUAUUUAAGAGUAGUAGAGUAGUAUUUGUAGUGUCCGUCCUGAAGUGUCUGUGAGGUAAAUUCUGACCAUGCCUUAUCUACUGACCAGAUGUGAUUUACUGACUGCGCAGUUCAAGCGCAAUCACAGAAGGGAAUGAUUUGAGACUUCUCUCACGUCACUCUCUCUCUCCUUUUCCACACCCAGAAGUUUUUUUUUUUGUUUUUUUUUUACCCAGACUGUAGCAGGGGUCUCAUGCCUUGUCCAACGACUUACGAGGAAUCAUGCAGUCAGAAAUAUCCCGUAAAACCGGUGUGCCAGCAACGUUAUGCUUAUGGGCCAAUUUAAGGGCUUCUGUUCUGUAUAUCGUUUUACCACGCAUGGUGUCACUUUACUUGGUGAUAACACUGUUCCGUAAACCCGUCCAAAAGCACAACACAUCAGGCGUACGUUAUAUACGUGCCUAGCGCAACUACUUCACCAUCGUCUCCUAGGGGCUGUUCUGUUAACGCUUUACUUUCUUUACGUUUUGCAUUUCUCCAUUUUCACAGUGUGUGACUGCACAUGAACAAGCACAGACAAACACCUGAGAUACAGCCGGGGUGUCAUGUGUCAAGAUGACACUCUCAUAGUGUUUUUAAAAAGCACAAGAAAUAAUCCAGAACACACAAGGGGUGCGUCGCUUUUGAUAAAAUACAGAAAUAUCUACAGUGUUUAUAUCUUCAUUUCAGGUUUGUGGGUGUUUUCAAUGCUGAACAUGCAGCUCUGGCCUGCAGUAGCCUCUGUGUAUUGGUUGCCUUAAGUUCUAUAGACUAUGUUUGGCUGUUUCAUAGUAGUUUUAUGACUUGUCUGUGUCUUAGUCAGUUUUUUCCGUAACAGAACCUACUUUGUCAUACAGUGUGUGAUCAUUCUGGUUGUGUUAGUGAGGACAGUGCCUGCGCUGCCUGUAGUGAAUCUGAACUCUGAAGUGCUUAUGUCUUUUAACAAUACACAAAAUGAAUUGCUGGUAUGUUCGAUCACGUUUUUUAAUGAAAAUACUUUACUUUUAGUUCAUGAUCUGGGUAUCUGUCCUUCAUUUUAUAAGGCAUCCAAGUUUUCAAGAGGAUACUAGUGCUGAAAACUACUCUUACCAUCUCUUUCUACGGCAGAAAUAGGAAGAGUAGUAAGCGGUUCCGAAUUCGGCUAAUGUUUCAACGGUCACGGAAGUAUUGACACAUUUUGUCUGAUGGAAGUUCAUCACAAUUGCGAAAAUUCCCAAGUAACAUGCAGAGAAGCUGCGUUCUGUUUGGCUUGUUUAAUGGUAUGUCAGGUUUCUCGGUGCAUUUAAAAAAUAAAUAAAAGGGAAAAGAGCCCUUAAAUAAAUGCUCAUCAGAUGUGACAUUUGCAAAUGUCAUCUCCCGUCCUUUAGAGCCAUGAAUCCUGAGGCCAGAUGUGGUUAGUAGGACUAACAGAGCUUCUGUGACAGAUGUUCUCUGAGAUAGAUGGGAAUCUACGGUGUCUCCUCAUUCAUGUUCCUUACACAUAAGAAUUGGGUAUUGUGUCCUGAAGUGUGUGAAAUCUGAUUUCCUCAGAUAUUAUAGUGUUUACCGAGAGCUCAGGCUUUUGUUCACGUUUUCAACACGCAUAGUAAUGCUUCUUAAGAGUCACAUUCUUACACCUCAUGCUGUUACCUCAUUCAGGUUGAUGAACCCCUCAAGUAAAUUUAAGGAUAGAUUAUAACAACGUGAAAGUAUCAGUUCUUAAUCUAUUGUCCUUUACUAUAAAUUAAAAACACAAUUUACAUCAAUUUGUUGUAUAAAAUUGUCUAGAUUAUUUCAUAAUGGUUUUUGAAAGGGAUGUGUAUUGCUCUUUGGUUUCAUUUUUUUUUAACAUAUUUGUAUGUUUUGUUUCUUAAUCUUGUGUGUUGCCUGAUGUCCAUUUACCUUUUCUCAUAGAAGUCCAUGUGUAAGUUAUUUGAAUAUAUAACUUCAUGAAUUCUUUCUGUUGAGGAGGCUGGUUAUUACUGGAGCAUUUGAUCAAUUUGUAUUUAUUUAUUUUUACCAUUUUUGCUAAAUAAAAUUGUAAAUUAAA